UCGGCCGCCGAUCUUUACUGAAGAGAACGCCGCGGAGCUCUAGGGCUCACUGGCUCUGGCUAAGGCAGGAGCCAUAGCAAUGUGGUGCGGCUACCGGAACCUCGGAGUGCGUCUCGGGCGCUUGUGCAGUAGUCUCCUGGCCCCCGCAAACACCCGCCACCGGAGCUUGACCACCUGCAUCGAUCCUUCCAUGGGACUAAAUGAAGAGCAAAAAGAAUUUCAGAAAGUGGCCUUUGACUUUGCUGCCCGGGAGAUGGCUCCAAAUAUGGCAGAGUGGGACCAGAAGGAGGUGUUCCCUGUGGAUGUGAUGCGAAAGGCAGCCCAGCUAGGCUUUGGGGGUGUCUACGUCCGCACAGACGUCGGUGGUUCUGGACUGUCAAGGCUUGAUACCUCUGUCAUCUUUGAAGCCUUGGCAACAGGCUGCACUAGUACCACAGCCUACAUAAGCAUCCACAACAUGUGUGCCUGGAUGAUUGAUAGCUUUGGAAGUGACGAACAGAGGCACAAAUUUUGCCCACCGCUCUGUACCAUGGAGAAGUUCGCUUCCUACUGUCUCACUGAACCAGGAAGUGGGAGUGAUGCUGCAUCCCUCUUGACCUCAGCUAAACGACAUGGAGAUCAUUACAUCCUCAAUGGCUCCAAGGCCUUCAUCAGUGGAGGUGGUGAAUCAGAUAUCUACAUAGUCAUGUGCCGAACUGGAGGACCAGGCCCAAAAGGCAUCUCAUGCAUAGUUGUUGAGAAAGGGACCCCUGGCCUCAGCUUUGGCAAGAAGGAGAAAAAGGUGGGAUGGAACUCCCAGCCAACUCGUGCCGUAAUCUUCGAAGACUGUGCUGUCCCUGUGGCCCACAGAAUUGGGAGUGAGGGGCAGGGCUUCCUCAUAGCCAUGAAAGGACUGAAUGGAGGACGUAUCAAUAUUGCUUCCUGCUCUCUGGGUGCUGCUCACGCUUCAAUCAUCCUCACCCGAGAUCACCUCAAAGUCCGAAAGCAGUUUGGAGCACCUCUGGCCAAUAACCAGUACCUUCAAUUCCAAUUAGCAAAUAUGGCAACAAGGCUGGUUGCCUCACGGCUGAUUGUCCGUAGUGCUGCAGUGGCUCUGCAGGAGGAGCAGGAAGAUGCAGUGGCUCUGUGCUCCAUGGCCAAGUUCUUUGCUACAGAGGAAUGCUUUGCAAUCUGCAACCAGGCUUUACAGAUGCAUGGAGGCUACGGCUACCUGAAAGAUUAUGCUGUUCAGCAGUAUAUGCGCGAUUCCAGGGUCCACCAAAUCCUAGAAGGUAGCAAUGAAGUGAUGAGGAUGCUGAUCUCUCGAAGCCUCCUUCAGGAAUAGCAUCCAUACUUGAUAUUCUGGCAUGGUGGUCAGUGUGCAACUGCAAUCAGGGUGGUUCCAUGUGUGGGCUCUUUGGUUCUAGGUGAAUUAUGGAUUAUAUUGAAGUGCUGAACUCUUCCAGAGUAGAACUUGCAUAUGUGUUGAUAGCAGUGUUGGCUCUCAGACUGGAGCAGAGUCCCUAGUAGAACUGGAAGAGCUGUUCUGAAGAGAAAUGUCACAAGAAGACCUUUCACCUUGUUUUCCUAAUGCCAGAGAGAUAACCAGUGAAUUUUCUGAACCAAAGUCUGUCUAGAUCUGCAUUUUCUUAAUUUAUCUCCAUUUUGCUAGUUCACUGGAUCCUUCUUCUUGGGGCCUAGGUAGAUCCACUGAGGCUUUUCUGGGCAAAGAUGUGAGGAGGGGAGGAGAGAAAAUUCCCUCUUGUGUACUUCUCUGUACUGUAGCCUCAAGAGUUUUGGAUAGCAUUAAUCUGAAUGUAAAUCAUGGUAAAGUGAAUAUUUGAGAAACUCUUCCUAAGCUGUGGUUUAGGCUGUGUCUCCUCUUCUGGAUUCCCUGAAUAUCAAGGGCUGAGAUUAUUUGGAAUUUUGAGUAUUUGGUUUUCCUUUUUCUUUUGGAGUUGCCUAUCAUCUAAGAACAGUGAUCAGGAUUUCUAUAACACUUCUUGAUAAGUACUUUGAGUAUAUUUUUUUCCCUGAGCUUUCAUUUCUUUUUUUGGAACUUCUUCUCUUUUUAAAUAUUUUUAAUUAUUACAUUGAUCAAUAAAAUUAAUUCCUUUCUGUACUGUC
Molecule: messenger RNA, 2106 nt
Organism: Sciurus carolinensis (gray squirrel)
Lineage: Eukaryota; Metazoa; Chordata; Mammalia; Rodentia; Sciuridae
Gene: Acad8
Product: acyl-CoA dehydrogenase family member 8
Exons: 11
Coding region: 80-1324 (414 amino acids)
Biological process (GO): lipid metabolic process
Molecular function (GO): flavin adenine dinucleotide binding; acyl-CoA dehydrogenase activity
Source: RefSeq, a predicted model, not a curated record